Molecule: messenger RNA, 1751 nt
Organism: Aethina tumida (small hive beetle)
Lineage: Eukaryota; Metazoa; Arthropoda; Insecta; Coleoptera; Nitidulidae
Product: protein anon-37Cs
Exons: 6
Coding region: 72-1685 (537 amino acids)
Molecular function (GO): polyamine oxidase activity
Source: RefSeq, a predicted model, not a curated record
GCAACAUGUCGGUUCAUUGAAUGUCACGAUUAUUUUUCUUUUACCAUUUAAAUUCAAAAUUCCAGUAGAAUAUGGCUAAUGCCGCCCUAAAAUUAUUCGACAAGACAAUCCAGAUAUACAAGUUGAAAAAACAGUACCAAAGUAUACUCCAAAGAUUUGUAAGAUGCAUGUCCAAGAAUGCGCAGGAAAAUAAAUGCAAGGAACCAAAGGAAACGUACAAAGAAUGCACCAUACAAGACUGCAUGGUGGAUCCCUGCAAACCGGAACCUAGUGUUGUUAUAAUCGGAGCAGGAAUCGCAGGUCUAUCAGCCGCCGAACGACUUGCCGUCUGCGGCCUCACCAAUUUCACAAUCCUCGAAGCAACAGAACGACCGGGCGGCAGGAUCCAUUCCUGCUGGCUGAGCGACGUGGUAGCGGAACUCGGCUGCGGACAACUAGAUGGCCCAUGCGCCGUCAAUCCCGUAUUCAAUUUGGCCACUCAGGAGGGUCUCAUCAAAUACCCCAUUUACAAGAUCAACGAGGGCGGCGGGCUUUUUUGCACCAGCGACGGACGCGCCAUCGACAACUCCGUCGUUAACAUGACCAGCUACGUUUUCAGAGACAUUCUCAGGGAGGCCAACAAUCUGUUCAGCAUGGGACAUGGCAAAGAGCACGGCUCCCUGCAAAACUUUUUAAGUUCCAGAGUGCAGCAGGAGAUUCAGAAGUUUCCCGAGGACUUGCGUUACGACGCCUCGCGAAUAUUUUACGGGCUGAUCAACUCCAUUCGUUCGGAGACCGGAGACGAUUUGACUCAAGUCAGCGCCAAUAACUUCGGCAGCACCAUCAAUAUUCCGGGCGGAUCGACGACCAUUCCCAUCGGUUUUAUUAGCGUUCUGUCACCUUUGAUUAGAAAUUUGCCGGAGUGCAGCAUGAAAUUUAACAAGCCCGUCGGUCUGAUUCGCUGGGGGACUGUGCAGGAAAGAGCUAAAGGACCCAGAGCCGUUGUGCAGUGCUGCGACGGAGAGGAAAUUUGCGCUGAUUAUGUCAUACUUACUAUGUCGUUGGGAGUGUUGAAGGAGCACGGCGAUAAACUGUUUUGUCCAGCUUUGCCUUCAGUUAAGAUGAACGCCAUCAAGAGCUUAGGCUACGCAUACGUAGAUAAAAUAUUUUUGGACUAUGAUCGCCCAUUUUGGGUUUGGAGUGAAGGAACAAUAAACCUGGCUUGGUCAGCGGAUGAACUACAAAAACGUACAGAUUGGACGAGAGGAAUCAGCAAGAUUUCAGAGGUACCAUCCAGCAAACACGUCUUAGAAGUAAAAGUGUCAGGUCCUGAGGCAGCUGUGAUGGAACACGUCUCAGAUGAAGAUGUUGCUAAAGACAUAACUCGUCUUUUGCGUCAAUUUACUGGAGACUCCACCUUGCCUUACCCAUCAACAGUGCUAAGAUCUAAGUGGGUGGCAGACCCGUACUUCUGCGGGGCCAAAAGUUACAUCAAAACUAACUCACAUAUUGGGCACCAAUGCGAUUUGAGUGCCCCAGUUCCUGGGCCUUGCGACCCAAUUCCUCCUAUUUUGUUGUUUGCUGGAGAAGCAGCUAUUGCAGGUUACCACGGUACGGUACACGGAGCAAGAUUGAGCGGCAUUAGGGAGGCAGAAAGGGUGCUACAGCUGACCAAGAAGUUUGGAGGACCACCACCGAAGCACUAACCAAAACUUUUGAUAACUUAUACGUUCUUGUAAUGCCAUAAAUAUACGAUUAGUGAGUCCACCGUA